Ochotona princeps (American pika) is the source of this 3661-nucleotide messenger RNA. RefSeq names its product piggyBac transposable element derived 1 (gene PGBD1). The record is from RefSeq and is a predicted model, not a curated record. Gene Ontology annotation, molecular function: sequence-specific DNA binding. Lineage: Eukaryota; Metazoa; Chordata; Mammalia; Lagomorpha; Ochotonidae. The transcript has 7 exons. Bases 234 to 2600 code for a protein of 788 amino acids.
AGGGGCCCGCCGGAAGCUGCGGGGUUGUAGCCGGCGCCGGCAGCGGAGGAGCUGUUGACUGCCAACUCCAGGCGUGGAAAGCACUUCUCAGCACGUCUCUCCGCGGGAGGAAGCGCCGGAGAGAACCCCGCGCCCCGCAAGACACCGCGGCCCGGGCCCUGGGGGAGACUGGCCGGGCCCCUCCCGACGGCGGGGUCCCAGGUCUCCGCGAUCCGGCAGCCUCUAAACUCAACAUGUAUGAAGCUUUGCCAGGAUCUGCUGCUGAAAAUGAAGAUGGCAUCAUGAAAGUGAAGGUGGAAGAUCCCACCUGGGAGCAGGUGUACAGAUCACAGGAGAGCAGCUGUCACUCCCAGGAGCUUUGCCGCCUUCGCUUCCGGCAGUUCUGCUACCAGGAAGCGCCUGGUCCCCGGGAGGCUAUGGCACAACUCCGAGAACUUUGCCAUCAAUGGCUGAGACCAGAGAUACACACAAAAGAGCAGAUCCUGGAGCUGCUGGUGCUGGAGCAGUUCCUGAGCAUCCUGCCUGAGGAGCUGCAGGCCUGGAUGCAGAUGUGUCCUCUGCAGAGUGGGGAGGAGGCCGUGACCAUGCUGGAGAAUCUUGCGACAGGAUGUGGCGACAUGGGACAGCAGGCCUCUUUCUACGUUCAAGGACAGAACAUGCACCUCGUGGUGGCAGACUGUCAAGGAACCUUUCUGGAGUCUCAGCAUUUCCAACUCCUGCCUGAUGGAACCCCUCUGAAGUGUGACCCUCCACAGCUUCCCCAAGAAGUGAGUGAUUUUGCUUCCCAGGGACCAGUCAUUCUCCAGGAAGAAAGUUCCAGACACAAGGCAGCAGUGCCCAACUUUCACCCAACCAAGUUCCAGGUGAUGAAGACCAGGGGAGAAAUGGCUGCAGCUCUUGCCCCAGAGGGGUGGUCACAUCUGGGUUUGGCAAAGAGGAAUCUCGAUGAAGAAGUUGUAACUAAAGAAAGAUUGACUAAUGUGAAGCAAGACACUUCCAAAGAAAUGGAACAAAGUGGAAAGACUUCAGCAAUACCCAAUAGAGAUUGUGAACCUCACCUGCCUUGUAGUACUGCUGCCCCCACUGAAAGGACAGUCUCUCACUUGAACACUCUGAAGGCCCGCCUCCCACGUGACUCGUGGGCCCGGAUGCACAUCGCAUCGCUGCAGUAUGCUGCAGGAGAUAUUACCCGAAAAGGGAGGAAAAAGGACAAAGCCCGAGUGAGUGAGUUACUGCAAGGACUUGCCUUUUCUGAUGACUCAGAGGUGGAGGAGGACAACGAGCCCGAGACCCAGCCUGCUGAAAAGAAGUUCAAGGUGUCUGGUGUGCCAGAGAAGAACUGGACUAAGAGAGACAUUAAACCCAACUUUCCAAGCUGGUCAGGUUUGGAUUCUGGACUGUUAAAUCUCAAGAGUGAAAAGUUGAAUCCGGUAGAGCUCUUUGAAUUGUUUUUUGAUGAUGAAACAUUCAAUCUGAUUGUCAAUGAGACCAAUAAUUAUGCUUCUCAAAAAAAUGUCAACUUGGAAGUCACAGUUCAGGAAAUGAGGUGUGUUUUUGGUGUGCUACUUUGGAGCGGGUUUGUUAGGAGGCCCAGAAGGGAAAUGUAUUGGGAAGUGUCUGAUGCUGAUCAGAACCUGGUUAGAAACGCCAUUCAGAGGGACAGAUUUGAAUUGAUUUUCUCGUACUUGCAUUUUGCAGAUAACAGCCAUCUAGAUCAAAAAGAUAAAUUUUCAGAAUUAAGGCCUCUCAUAAAGCAAAUGAAUAAAAAUUUCCUCUUGUAUGCUCCCCUAGAAGAAUACUACAGCUUUGAUAAAUCAAUGUGUGAAUGCUCUGAUAGUGAUCAGUUCCUGAAUGGAAAGCCUAUUAGAAUUGGCUAUAGAAUUUGGUGUGGUACAACCACUCAGGGCUAUCUGGUGUGGUUUGAGCCCUAUCAAGAAGAAUCAACUGUGGAGGCAGAUAAAGAUCGUGACCUUGGGCUAGGUGGAAACCUAGUAAUGAAUUUUGCUGAUGUUCUUUUGGAGAAAGGACAGCAUCCCUAUCACCUGUGUUUUGAUAGCUUCUUCACAAGUGUCAGACUAAUGUCAGCUUUGAAGAAAAAAGGGGUGAAGGCAACGGGAGCAAUUUAUGAGAACAGAACUGAAAAAUGUCCACUGAUGAAAACAGAACACAUGAGAAAAACGAAGAAGGGGUAUUUUGAUUUUCGAGUGGAAGAAAACGAGGAGAUAAUUUUGUGUCGUUGGCAUGGCGAUGAUGUUAUCAGUCUGUGCUCCAAUGCUGUCGGCAUAGAGCCCAUUGGUGAGAUAAGCUGUUUUGCUGAUGAUAAAGAGAUCUCUCAGGUGUGUCAGCCAUCCAUUGUGAAAUUGUUUGAUGAAUGCAGAAAAGGUGUAGCUCAAAUGGAUCAAAUUAUUUCCAAAUAUAGGGUAAGAAUAAGAAGCAAGAAGUGGUACUCAAUUUUGGUGAGCUACAUGAUUGAUGUGGCUGUGAACAACGCAUGGCAGUUACACAGAGCCUGUAAUCCAGAUGCUCCUCUUGACCUACUAGAUUUUCGAAGGUGUGUCGCCCAUUUCUACUUGGGACAUGACACUACUGUUUCAGAUUAAGGCACAUAAAAUGAAGAAAACAUAAUGGGCCUUAACUAGACACAGAAAAAUUUUAACUACACGUUAGAUCGUGUUCCUCCAAAGAAAAUCUGGUGUAUAUAUUCAAAGUAAUCAAGUAGUAUUUUUAAAUCAGAUGUUUAUAUAGAGUUUCAAAUACUAUUAUAAAAAAUUCCUAUGAAAAUGUUGAACUCCAGUGGUACCUUUCUCUGUCUAAUUUUGUGUAAGGUGUGGAAAAUCAUUUAUAUGUUAAAUUGUUUUGUGCAGUAAAGGAAUGAAAUCCUUCUUCCUUAAAAACAUUUUUCUCUAGAAAAUGCCAUUUAAAAAAUGCAGGCAGUGUCAGUAACCAUAGAAUGGCACUAAAUCCAGAGUUCAAAAUAGAAACAUAAUCUAUAAGGAAAUAAUGAUUUAAAUAAAACUUGGGUGAUGAGAGACUAAAGAUCCCAACAUUGGAGAUAAAACUGUGUCAGAUAUUGAGAAGGGUAAGAAGAGCCUGACAUGAAUCUUUAGAGAACUGUGGAGAAAAAUCCAGAGGCAAAGCAGUGCCUUUGGGUAGUUACAUACAAAAGGUAGGUCCUACUAGGUCUGUGUGAGUUAGCAGCAAAGGUAAAAAAAAAAAAAAAAAAAAAAAGUGAAGAAGACUGAACAAAACAAAGCAAAAGAGAUUACAAGAGUCAUCAUGAGACGAAGGCAUAACAUGUUGACAACAUAGCACUGUUGAGCUCCCUAAGGAAAUGAGUGAAUGACUCUGUAUUAAGGGUCAUUAGUGAUAAAUAAUCCAAUGAGAAAUGGAAAAAGUAAACCGUAUCAAUCACAGCUCCUUAGUAUUUAAAUCAGGAAUUAGUUUGGAGGGUAAAGAGAAGACUUACUCCUGUGGUCAUAACCACAAUCUGAUUUACUUUCAAAUCCUACCAUUUAUGGUCCUUUUCCUGGCAGAAAGGCAUCUAAUCAGGCUUGAAUUUCUUUUUAAUCUUUGUUAUUUGUUUCAGGCUUGAAGUUUUGACAUGCACAGAUGGUGCAGUACAUGGAUAGAUUCAUAUAUUCUGCACAAUGUGCUCAAGGAA